Molecule: messenger RNA, 690 nt
Organism: Rhipicephalus sanguineus (brown dog tick)
Lineage: Eukaryota; Metazoa; Arthropoda; Arachnida; Ixodida; Ixodidae
Product: tissue factor pathway inhibitor 2-like
Exons: 5
Coding region: 1-690 (229 amino acids)
Molecular function (GO): serine-type endopeptidase inhibitor activity
Source: RefSeq, a predicted model, not a curated record
AUGUGGACUCUGAAUACGGAAAAUCGCAUCCGCGGAAGCCCGGAAAGCCUGUGUUAUGCCUCUUCGGAGAGUGAGUCUUCCGAGGAAGAGAUGACUAAACGAUUAGUUCCUCUGGAAUGCCAAAAGCCACCACAGCAUGAGGGAAAUUCAAAUAGAACUCACCUGAUGUGGUUCUACAACGAGACUGCCGCACGAUGCCAGAAGUACGCCGCAGAUCUACCAUUGGGCCAAGAAAUACCGAAGCCCGCGAAAAACAGUUUUCUAACUCUGGCAGAGUGUAACAAAAAGUGCAGAGAUCCACACUAUGGAACGUGCGGUGGCCCUAAGAAUGACACCAUAUGUACUAGAAAAGGUAAGGAGCCUGAACUGGAGCGGCGCUUCUGGUUUGAUCCUGACAACAGGACGUGCAGACCUUACUAUUACGGCGGUUGCGAUCCGAACAGCAACACAUACCGCACGAAGGGCGAGUGCCUUAGUGAUUGUGCAGAGUUUAUCGAAGACCGCUGCGCCGUUCCGAUAGACGAAGGCGAAUGCUACGACAGUGAGGUUCGCUACGGCUACAACCCCAUAUAUCAAGACUGUGAACGGUUCAACUACACUGGCUGCGGAGGCAACCGCAACAACUUCAGGGUGGCGAAAGACUGCUGGUUUACGUGCGCAACAACCGAGGGUCAGCGGGAGGCCUCGUAG